Messenger RNA from Paramecium sonneborni, 933 nucleotides. The record is from the annotation of a GenBank genome assembly. Lineage: Eukaryota; Ciliophora; Oligohymenophorea; Peniculida; Parameciidae.
AUGUUUUUUUUUAUUAUUGGGUUGGCCACAAUAGCAUUUAUAGUUUAUAGAAUUUUAGAAGAAAUCUAUAAAUGUCUACAACCAUUUCCCAAUAUCUAAGCUAAAUAUGGUAAGGACUGUUGGGCAGUUAUAACUGGUGCAACAGAUGGGAUUGGCAAAGGAUAUUGUCAAGUUUUAGCUUAAUAAAAUGUUAAUAUAUGUAUGAUUAUCAGAAAUGAAGAGAAAGCAAAAAUGUUGAUCCAAGAAUUAAGUAAUGGAUCAACAUCAAAAUUUAAAAUUAUAGUAGCUGAUUUUAAUAAAUCUUUAGAGGAAGGGUUUUUUGAUAAAAUAUAUAAAUAAAUUGAGAAUUUGGAUAUAGGAUUGUUAAUAAAUAAUGUUGGAGUCUCACAUGUUUAAAUAUUAAAUUUAUUAUUUAUAGUCAGCACCAUUAGAAAAAUACAAUGACAAUUAAUUAAGAGAAAUAAUUACAGUAAAUUGUUUUCCUAUUGUAUUUUUGACAAAGAAAAUUAUUCCUAAAAUGCUUCAAAGAAAGAAAUCAGCUAUAAUUAAUUUAUCUUCAUUUACAGGUAGAGUACCUAUGCCUUAUAAUCAAACAUAUGCAGCUUCAAAAGCAUUUGAUGAUUUUUUUUCAAGAUCAAUAGCACUUGAAUAUCCAAAUAUUGAUAUAUUGGCUCAUAGACCUAUGUAUGUAACUACACCAAUGACAAAUUUUAAAAAAGGAUAAGGAGCUAUAUCUCCUAUAUAAGCUGCAAAAGGAGCCUUGUAAAUUAAUUAUUUUAUAUUGAUAGACAACGAUUAGGUUUAGAAUAUUCUACACAUGGACAUCUGUUGCACAGAAUACAAGGAUUUUUUGGAGCUGUUGUUGUACCUACAUUUUUAAGAAAUAGAAUUCUGAAAAAGGAGAUGAGAAAAUUAGUAAGAAAGUAUUUGUGA